Molecule: messenger RNA, 1752 nt
Organism: Colossoma macropomum (tambaqui)
Lineage: Eukaryota; Metazoa; Chordata; Actinopteri; Characiformes; Serrasalmidae
Gene: hhatlb
Product: hedgehog acyltransferase like, b
Biological process (GO): negative regulation of N-terminal protein palmitoylation
Cellular component (GO): endoplasmic reticulum
Molecular function (GO): acyltransferase activity
Source: RefSeq, a predicted model, not a curated record
CUUCUGAAGCCCCGCCCCCUUCACCUUUAACUGUCCGCAACUGCCCAGCUGGCAGCCUGGACGUUCCAUUGCUUUCAGCACCAGUUCUGGAUCUAGAGAGUUUUCAGCUGCACUUUUAAAAUGGCUUUGCUGCGCUCAAGGAUGGGGGUCAAAGCAGCUCUACCCAAGUAUGAGCUCUACUGUUACUAUGUCGUGCUGUCCAUGGCCAUGCUCUGGGCUGCCAGCUGGAUUUUGGAGGUGUCCAGCUCAAAUGCAAACCGCAAGUCCUUCAAGUCCAAUAUCCAGCCAGGAUGGUACUACUUCAGCAGGAAAAUGGACACGGCUGAUUUGGAGUGGAUGAUGUGGUUCUCCACUUUCCGCGAGCACAUCGUCUUUGCUCUGUCCGGUCAUGUCAUAUUUGCCAAAAUUUGCUCCAUGCUGGCUCCACAGUACCGCUCACUGGUCUACAUGGUAUAUGGUCUACUGGCCGUGCUGACCAGUAUGGGCUGGACAUACGUCACCCUCAUCCUCUCCCACUGCGUGCUGCUCUACAGCAUCUCUCUGGUUAAACUCCGUUGGCUCUGCUUCACUGCUGGACUCACCACACUAGCCACAUUUAAAAUGGAGCCAUUCGUUUCCUGGCAGGCAGGGUUUGUGACCGGCUCCUUCGACCUCCGUCCUGUGCUGUUCUACGGGGGCUGCGGCUUCACCAUCAUGCGCUGCAUGAGCUUCGCUCUGGAGAACUGUGAGAAGAAAGAGGGCAACUACAGCAUCCUGGAGCUUCUCAAGUACAACUUCUACCUCCCUUUCUUCUACUUCGGACCCGUCAUGACUUUUGAUAAAUUCUACAAACAGGCCAAUAAUCCUGACCUGAACAGGAAAGAGAGAGAGAUGUGGAACAUUUUCAUCCAGGCCUUGUUGCACCUGGGGGUGAUCAUUAUUGUGGCUGUGAUCUUUCACUUCAUGUACAUUCUGACCAUUCCCAGUGACCUGAAGCUGCUGAAACACCUCUCAGACUGGGCUAUUGCUGGUUUGGCCUAUUUGAAUCUGGUGUACGACUGGGUAAAAGCAGCCGUGCUGUUUGGGGUGAUAAACACAAUUUCUCGUCUGGACCACCUGGAUCCCCCUAAACCUCCAAAAUGCAUCACAAUGCUUUAUGUCUUCUCUGAGACACAUUUUGACAGAGGAAUCAAUGACUGGCUCUGCAAGUACGUGUAUAACUACCUUGGUGGGAAACAUGAGCAUGUAUUGGACGAGCUGAUUGCCUCUCUUUGCACUUUCGGAAUCACUGCCCUGUGGCUGGGACCUGGCUGGGUGGUUCUUAUAUGGGCCUUCCUGAACUGUUUUGGGCUGAACUUUGAGCUGUGGACAGCCAAGUUUUUCAAGAUGGAGCCUUUUGUUUCAAUUGAGAUGGCGAUGUCUGAAUCUAUGUCCCGUAGGAUUAGAGCUGUGUUCAACACCUUCAACUUCUGGUGUAUUGUCCUCUACAACAUCCUGGCCCUCAACAGUCUUGACUUUGCUAAACUUGUCGCCAAAAGACUGCUGCUGAAAGGUUUCCCUCUGUCCACUAUUACUGUGAUGUUUGUGACCUACUGCUUGGUGCAGAUCAUUAAAGAGAGAGAAAGAAGGCAGGCUCUUAUUGAUGACCCGGAUCCAAUCCCCCCUCCUGCCCCCGUCCCACCACCUAGCACCACCACUGCCUCCACCCUGGCUGCCCAAAUGGAUGCCUCAGCCCCUCAGCCUGUGGACCCCAAUAAGGAAAAGGCAGAGUAG